This is a messenger RNA of Symbiodinium sp. CCMP2592, 948 nucleotides long. The record is from the annotation of a GenBank genome assembly. NCBI's taxonomy places the organism in Eukaryota, Dinophyceae, Suessiales, Symbiodiniaceae.
AUGUGCUUGGUCCGAUUUACGUUCGCUCGUCCACCGGUCGGCUCGCUCCCCCUUCGCGUAUCCAUGGCCAAGAAGAGUAAGGAACCCAAACCAGUAAUUGAUCAGGUCCUUUCCUGGAUCUCCAUCCUGGCCGGCCUGACUGCCCUGGUUUGUCUCGUUCCGAAGGUUCCGUACCGGUAUGCUGAGAUCUACACGGGAUAUCACGCCAGGUUUGGAGUUCAGAGACGGUACUCUCUGUUCGGACUCACAAACAGGAACGGGCAGCUGGAAUCCUGGUUCAAAGUCAAGAGAGACACCUGCAUGAAGAUGAAGGAGUAUGCGCAGAGCAACCCGCUACUGGCCGUCGCUGGAAGCUUGGCGGCGUCCCAGUCAAAGGUUGGAGGAGCUGUGGCGGGAUGCGUGUUCUGGGACGCUUGCAAAGCGCAGCUGAACGUGAGAUGCAUGGAGUACACCACUAUGUCGAUCAUCAGCUUGGUUUGCAUGCUGUUCCAGCUCAUCGGAGCUGGUUGCCUACUGUGUGUGCCCAUGAUGCUCAACAGUGAAGAUGACGCAGCGAAGGACAAGAAGGGCGCCGACAAGAAGGAGAAGGCCACGAAGAAUGCCAUGCAAGCGACGAUGAACGUCACCAUUGCUGGUUUUAUGUUUCCUUUGAUAUCUUGGGCCAUGUAUAUGGGGAUGACGGACAGCAUGUUCCAUACGUUCAAAGCCAAAGAGGCAUACGCUUACGGCUACGCCUACGUCGGAUCGUACAUAGCCGUGUCCGCGUUUUCUUUCGCUUCACUCGGAGUCCUAUGCGCUUGGCGCCGAUGGGCGAAAUUCGGGCAGGACAAGGACGAUGAGGAGGAUACAACAGCAGCUGCCAACGCGAGCUUGCCGACGGAUCCGAUGGCAGGCAUGCCGCCUGGGGGUGCCCCGGGCAUGCCACCGCCAAUGCCGCCUCCAUCCUGA